Messenger RNA from Eruca vesicaria subsp. sativa (arugula), 520 nucleotides. The record is from the annotation of a GenBank genome assembly. Lineage: Eukaryota; Viridiplantae; Streptophyta; Magnoliopsida; Brassicales; Brassicaceae.
AUAAAAGAUGGAAUCAAAAGCUUUCGGUUAUGUUACGUUCUUGAUCAUCACCCUUCUUCUCUGUGGAACAAUUCGAUGCAGCGUGGAGAAGAAGAUGAUGCUAGGAGGUGUUCAUGAUCUCCGAGGAAACCAGAACAAUGGUGAGAUCGAGAGUCUCGCUCGGUUUGCUAUACAAGAGCAUAACAACAAAGAGAACAAGGUUUUGGAAUUCAAGAAGAUUCUCAAGGCAAGAGAACAGGUAGUUGCGGGAACCAUGUACCACUUGACUCUAGAAGCAAACGAAGGUGGCAAGACAAAGAAUUUUGAAGCUAAGGUUUGGGUGAAGCCAUGGAUGAACUUCAAGCAGCUGCAAGAGUUUAAGGAAUCCUCCUCUUGAAGUUCACUUGUUCAAAGGUAAUCUAUAUGUUUAUGUUAAUUCUCUGAGAGAGAAUAAAUAAGCCUAAGAUAGCUUUGUUUCAAACCAGUGAGUGUUAAGACAAAACCUAAAGUUAAUAUAAUCAAGAAACUUGUUCGAUUUUCC